GGUUCGUUGGUUGGCUCGCUCUCGCCCGCUCGGCACCGCUGGCCGAGCAAGUCGAUCCUAAGGUCGCAGUGUCGCGCACCGCGAACAGGGAGUGUCUGCCGCGAGGGUCUACGAGCUGGCUGGAUCCGCGGAAAUUCCUAAGCUCGCGGCGGUCGUGAUGGUGUUCCACGCCGGCCGAAGGUCCUCCUUCGCCGCGGACCAGGCGAAUCCGCGCCCAACCGGCCCGGUUCUUCCCUGAUCCGUGCGCCCCGAGUGCCGCCGACAGAGCCGGAAGGAAGAAAGGACUGCUUGAACAGGAGCACCGAGUGCGGCUUUUUGGUUCGCGGCGGGCGGUGGUUCUCUCGUUGAUCGAUUGCCAUCGAGAGCAGCCUCCUCUCGGUUGCUCUCGCGCCGAGCACUCCGAUAAGAACAAACGAACGCGAGUGGCCCCGGAGCGGUUAGUUCGCGGGCUCUUCUCGUCGCCCUCGGUCGUCGUUCGCGAGUGAUCCGAAGAGGCCCGCCGCGCCGAGGGUCCCAGCGAGGGCCUCGAGCGAGCUUGGCUCCUGGGCGCCGGCGAGAUGACGAGACGCAUCGGGAGCCGGUAGUUCGUGGUUGGCAGGGAUGUCCUCGUGACAUGUUACCCCGUGACCUUUGCUGGCGCGACUACAACGUCCUCCGCGGAGAGGGUCGUCUCCUGUCCGUGCACGGGUCGACCGAGGAUAACUGCCGAUCGGUGUCCCUUCAUCCACGUGGGGUCGAGUACCGGUUGCUGCCACUGGUGCAGCUGAAGCCCGACUUCGGGAUCCCGUAUGUUCUCUGCUGGCGCGUGCCGAACGCGGUUCACAGGGUCCAGGUACCCCUUCAGCACCACCAGCACCGGCAGCACCAUCACUACCAGCACCAUCGACAACGACGCCGACGACACUUCCAGCAAUCGGGGACCCAGCGACGGCACCCUGCCUCGUUCGCCGCAUCCGCCAGGUUUCCUUCGCCGUACGGCUGUAGUCUGCAGCGCGGGGACCUCGCCGCGGUGCCUGGUAUGGAAACAAGACUGGACCGUAUCGUAACGAGCAAAAAUGAAGACACGAGGUACAAAGCGAAUCAUUGCGUGAGCGGGGGCGGUAGCCGCGGAAACGGCGCGACUGGCGGUACCGGAGGCGGUCUAGGUAGCGGAGGCGGCGGCCGCGGGGGCGGCGGGGGUGGAAGCCCCGGCAGGGGCGGCGGCGGAGGCGGAGGAGGAGGAGGCGGCGGCGUUGGAGGCGGAGGAGGAGGAGGAGGCGGGGGAGGAGGAAUAGACGGUGGCGCGGUGCCCGCUGCACCACCGACCACCGGCCGUCAUCACCACCACCACCACCACCACCAUCAUCACCAUCAUCACCACCUCGUCACCACGACCACCACGACCAACACCACCACCACCACCACCACCAACGGCGGCACCAGGCACCACAAGUACAAGCUGCCCGCUGGCAAGCUGUGCAACGAACACCGUCACCACUCGCAUCAUCACCGGCAUCACCCACACCAUCGCUCCCACCAUCGGGGCAUGAACAUGGGCCAAAAAAUUUCAGGCGGCGUGAAGAGCGUGACGCGCGAGAGCGGAACUGGAACGGGCGCCGCAAUCGGCGUCGGAGGCGGCGGCGGCGGCGGAGGCACCGUGGCGUACAAACCCGUGGUACCCAGGGAGCUGGCGCAAGAUUUCUCGAGGCCCGCCCGCCUCGACAUCCUCCUCGACAUGCCGCCCGCCUUGCGGGAGACGCAGAUACACCACAGCUGGAACGCCGAGGACCGUAGUUUGAACAUAUUCGUCAAGGACGACGACAAGUUGACGUUUCACCGACAUCCCGUGGCGCAGAGCACGGACUGCAUCAGGGGGAAGGUAGGCUACACGAAGGGAAUGCACGUGUGGGAGCUGUACUGGAGCACGAGGCAACGAGGCACGCACGCCGUUGUCGGUGUCGCGACGGCGGACGCGCCUCUCCACAGUGUAGGUUACCAAAGUCUGGUGGGUAACAACAAUCUCAGCUGGGGUUGGGAUCUCGGCAGGAAUAGGCUGCUGCACGACUCAAAGAACAACAAUGGCGUCACGUAUCCGGCCCUUCUCAAGCCCGACGAGACGUUCAUCGUUCCUGACAAAUUCCUCGUGGUCCUAGACAUGGACGAAGGUACGUUAGCGUUCGUAGUGGACGGCCAGUACCUUGGGAUCGCGUUCAGGGGCCUUAAGGGCAGGAAGCUGCACCCUAUCGUCUCGGCCGUGUGGGGACACUGUGAGAUCACGAUGAAGUACAUUGGCGGACUAGAUCCGGAACCUCUGCCUCUGAUGGAUCUCUGUCGAAGAGUGAUCCGCCAACGGAUCGGCAAGCACAGACUAGAAGAGAAAAUUCAGAUGCUGAACCUGCCACAGGCGAUGGAGACUUAUCUCCUAUAUCGUGACAGGAGAUAACAACCGAGUGGCGCCAGUGAGAAUGCCACCACGAUUACGACUGUGGCGUACCAUGCCACCACCGCGCUAUUCUAUUGCCACCUGGACGCACGGGGGAACAUCGUGGUGAGACGAGUACGAUCGCGGUCGUCAUCGUCUUCCUCAUCAUGCUCAUUGUCAUCUUCCUUGUCAUCUUCCUCGUCAUCCUCGGCGUCCUGAGCCCUCCGCGUCCUCUCUCCCCAUCGUCCUCGUCAUGAUUCCCGUUGGCUCCGUCUGCCGCGCGCUAUGUCCUCGCUCCGUCAGCCUCGACGUCGCCUGUACACGAAAAGAAAAAAAAGAAGAAGAAGAAAACGGUCGUGCUCGACUCUGAAUCGCGCGUCGUCUUCGUCGUCUCCCGUCGUUUCAGGAAAGCGACGAGCAAGCUCCUCGAGAACGAGCCGCGCGAAGCUGUACACUCGGCGGGCUAGCAACUAUUAUUUAGGUGAUAUUGUUGUUUUGUGUUAUGUCGACACGAUUUAAUUCGUGCUGAAGUCUUUAUUGAUUGUUAUAACAACCGGCGAGCGACGCGGCGCGUAUAAUCUUCUUCUGUUUGAUUUUUCUUUUCUUCUUUGAGUUGUUCGGGUAGCUUUCGCUCGGGGCGCCGCUGUCUCUUAUUUUUUUUUACUCGUUUCCCGACGCCCCCGCGCACCGUUAGAACGUCCCACGUGGAAGUGACGACGCCGUGAGAGCAAGAAAGAAGAAACCGGAAGAAAAUUGUCUGGGACCGUGAAAACCUAUACCAGCGCUUCACACUACUGUUGGCCAGUAAAAGAAAACGUUAGGCUUAGUCGAGUCUGGAGGCUGAUACGGGUGAACUUUCGAUUAAUUAAUUAGUCAACGAACAAAGGGGGACUGCGGUCUCGUUCUAGUCCGGCCACGACGCAACCGGGAAGAGGGUCGAGGACCUAUCGCAGCGGGGGAGGAUGUCUUCAAGGUGUCGGACCACGAAGCCAGGAAAACGGUUCUGUUGUCGAUCGAGCCAUCGAGAAUCGAGGGAACUGUGUAUAGUGAGAAAAGAAGCCAGCCACUCGAGCAGCCACCUUCCAAUAGACUCAUUUUUCAAGUAUUUUCUAAGCAUGCUAGGUCUAAUAAAGUAUAGUGGUGUGCGUGAACGGUGGAAGGACACAAGGAGAGAAAAGUCAACGACGCAAGAGAGAGAGAGAGAGAGAGAGAGAGAGAGAGAGAGGGAAAGAAAGAAAGAGAGAGAGAGCAUGAGUGAGAGAAAGAAAGAAAGAAAGAAAGAAAGGAAGUAAGAUAGAGAGAAAGAGAGAGAGAGAGAGGAUGUUGAUGAUUCGUUGAGUAACGCGCCUCCGAUUUGCUGUGUUCUUUUCCUUUUUUUAAAAAGAGUUAGCCAAGCCCUAGAGACACGCGCGGCGUUCGACGACAGGAUAAUCUGUCGUGACCUUGAGCGAAACGGUGCACGCGCAAGCAGUCCAAGUCGAAGGUCGAGUAAAGAGAAACAUGAAACGAGAGAGAUAGAGAAGGAGAAACGAAAUUACCUCAUACGAUCGAAGUAAUCACAAUUAGGCAGGCUAAAGUCUAGGCUAAAGUUUAGAACGAGACAGGCGCUGACGUCAUGUUUCGGUCACGAUCCCGCGGCGAUGAUGACGAGAAUGGAUCACGAUGGCCGACGUAGACGACGAAGACGAUGAUAGUAAACAAAAAAUGAUUAUAUCCGGGCGUGUUGCUACAUAUACUAUUAGCAUGACAAAUUAUGACUGGUCCCUAGUAACUCUUUACUCUUACGUUUGUCGCUUAGGUUUAAUGAUGAUGCCGCGUUGCCGGCGAUGUCGAUUUGUACAUAGGGUAUAAUUAUAAUAAUGAUAAUAAUAAUAAUAUCUAUCGGUACGACGAUAUGAAUGUAUAUGCGGGUGGUGAUUGUAUCCAAGACCGUAAGAACGCGAACCAAGUGCGGGAAAGUUAAACGAACAGAGAAAGAGAGAGAGAGAGAAAGUUCUAAGGCGCGAAGAACAGAGAGGAUGAUAGAAAUGGAAAAAGAGAAAACGAAAAAAAUUCAUUGAGUCGGUGUAUUGCUUUCGUUCGUCACCGUAGUUGUUGUUUCGUUGUUCAGGUCAGGAGUCGUUCCUUGCUGACGCCACGCAUAAUUGUUGUUCGUUCUCCUCGACCCGCGUGUAUUCAGAGACACAGAAAAACCAAGCCGCGUCUUCCAAAAUUGUAUUGUCUUGACUCGUUUCGACCCGCGAGCAACGAAAGCCGUUCUGAAUAGCACACGCACGAUCUCUCGCAAUCGGCUGCCGCUACACCACGAUAUCUUGCGGUCCUCAAUACGCACACCCGGCACAACGCUGUCCGUAAGCAGUGUUCGCCUUCACACCUUUUACUCGAGACUCUCUCCAGCUCGGAAGAGGAAAACAAAUAUGUAAACGAAGAAGAGCGAGAUACGAGCGAACGAACGCCGAGGACGAGGUCCACCGAGCGCCGCGACGUGCUUCACCGUACGUCGAUCCUCGAAGUCCAUGUCGUGAGUUUUCUAACAGUAAGGAAAACCGGGUGGAAACAACGUCCCUGACCGGCAACAACGUUCCCGACCGGAAGCAAUGAGAGUGCGCGGAAAUUAGUAAAUAAAUUGUGCGAGACACACGAGGCGGACCUAGUGAGAGUGUGGCAACGCCCGCGGACCCUAGACAGAGUGAGAGAGAGAGAGAGAGAGAGAGAGAGAGAGAGAGAGAGAGAGCGAAACACAGCGACAGAAAGAGAGAAUACGAGGGAGACCAUUUUAUAGCAGACGCAUUCGUGAGUUCUUUACCUUCGUUUCCCCCCUUUUUUUUUUUAAAGAAUUUCCUUUUUUUACAAUUGUUUUUAUUCACGGUGCGCAUGGCACGAGCUAUAUGAAACACAGGACAAACGAAGUAAUAGCGUUUAGAAUGUUGUACAUAUUAUUAUUAAUUAAUGAUUAAUAUUAUUAUUAUUAUUGUAUCGACCCGAUAGUUUAAUUGAUUAAUCGAUUAUAUCGUGUUAGUCGGCAUAAUUGUGGAUUCGGUUUUUGUACGGUAAUAGGACGAUCUACGAGAGAUAUACAUAAUAGAAAGGAUGGAGACGCGAUCGAUCGAUUGAUCGGGUCGGCCCGAUGGAUCAACGUUGACGAUCGUUUCUCGGGUCGCGCCGAAGCUUCCUGUUGUUUAAUAACCGCGUGGCGAUGGAUUUUACCGAAUAGAGAAAAAGUAUAGCGACAAAGAAACGUGCUUUUAUAUCGGUGCGCGAUCUUCAAAACGAUUUUUAUUCUCGGGACGCUGUUUUUUUUAUUUCUAUGUUGUUUUCGUUACGCACGUUUCUUUCGUUUAGUUUGAUGUUAUCGUUCGUUCCUCGCUCGAAGUGACGCGAUUUGCUUCGAGUCCGUGAGAACUUCUGCUUUUCGUUUUUUUUUUAAUAAUUCAUUGAUCAACGAGUUUUCGUCGAAGGAAACGGAUUGUUCAUUGAAGUGAUUUCGAGGAUCGUGUCGAUCCGGUAUGACGCUCGAAUUUCUUUGCGAUUUCGACUAGACUAAUGUGUUUUAAUUAUCGGAAAUCUCGCGAGAGACCCGGUUGUGGUGGGAACUCGGUCGAUCGAUCGAUCGUUCGCGCGAUCAAUGAAAAGACGGCGUUCGAUUCGUUCGCAUCCCCCGUCGCGAUGGGCGUUCGACGAGAACAAAUAUAAGAAAGCGAUAACGGAAAAGAAAAAAAGAUUAUACUGAAGCAGAGAGGAGAACUCAGAACGCGGGUACACCGAGGUAUUUUUUCCCCGUGAAUUGCCUGCCGCCUGACUGUGCAAACUACGCUGCCUCGACAAAUGUGUCUAAUUUAUUGACGAUGCGAUAAUGAGCAAGACCUUUAAGCCGCGUGCGUGCAAGUGAUAAUUGAAAGAACGAUGCUGUGUAUAUGUGUGAGCUUGCGUGUAUGCUUCGAAGAGGGUGACUGCGAAAGAGCCGAGCAAACAAAGGGUGAAUGCCAGAAAAACGAAGAGAAAAGGAGAGAGUGAGUAGGGAGGGGGAUAGAGGAGAGAAGAGUGUGUAUGCGUCUGUGCGAAGUAUGGGAGAGAGUGAGAAAGGCGAAAGAACAAAGAACGCGAGCGCAUCUGGCACCGGAUGGUCUUCGACAAGAGUUUCGUUCCUUUUCUUCGCAACCCGCGAGAGAAACCAGUCGUUCUUUGCCCGAAAUUCGUAUUUAGUGAAUUGUUUAGCGAGAUUAUCGAGAAGAAUGGGUAGACGGGAGAGCGUUUAACACUCCGAUCCUCGCGUUCUCGAACACAACCGUUUCUACAGAGAGAACGUUCACGUUCCUAGUUCGAAUCGUUCGCUGCACGUUCCCCGAUCCGUCUUGUAAAUAUCGAAAACUUUCGAUCGCUCUGCCGUAAACGCCGAGAGAACACUCGUCGCGAUUCUUAGGAUGUAGACAGAUACACAGCUGCGAGCAAAAUCAUCGGCGUAGCUAUAAUUAACUAGCUUACAAUUUUGUAGUCGCGAAUGCAAGUGAUAAACUGAUGGUUGAUUUCUUUAAAGCCAUCUACACGCAACGUAUUAAGUAAAUUCAUUCGUACGUUCGAAGUAGACUGCGGGAUAAAGAUUUGUCGAAGGCGAUCUUGGGAAACUGCAACUGUAUGAAAGUAUAUCUUUGCGUCUAAUCAACUCGAGAAGUCACGCGAAAAGUGAUUUCCACCAUAAAAUGAUUUGUUUCGAUUUCUAUCGUGUGCUUGCUGAAAGGUCGUCGGACCACCGGCGGUGCGGUAGUUUUAAUUUCAAGUAUCUGUAAUAUGUUUGCAAUCGUUGUUAGAAGUGCGUAUAAAGUCAGCGGUCGCGUGUCUAAUUGAAAGCUAGCUGCGCCGAUGCUUCGGUUCGCUAUUACAAAUAUGGCGCCUGGGGGGGUUGAAGUGUUGAACGCCUCGAAGACACGGGCCUCGAGAGACCACUUCCGAUGCUUCGCGCGCCCGCGUUUCCGGCGACGUUCUUUUCUCUUGUGUUUUUUUUUCCUUAAGCCUGGACUAUUUGCAACGAGCGAUCUCACGUCUAUUUAAGCAUAAGUUUACCGAGUUUAGCAUGGUAUUGCUGUAUAGCGGCGAGUGAACGCGAAGAAUUUAUAAAUAUGUAAUGCCUUAAUGUUAUAAUGAUAAUAAUAUGGAUAGCGUUACUUGUAUAAUUAGUUGUGACGCGAGGGAGAAAGAUCACGAGUGAAUGGGAGAGAGAGAAUGGGCAAGAGUGAAUGGGAGGGAGAGAAAGAGAGAGAGUUGGUGAACACACAAGAAGAACAGGAUGAGGAUUUCCAGCGAAGAGAUUUCGUUUCGCGAGGAUGACGAGUAAACGGGAGGUAAACAGUGAACGCACGGAGAGGACGAGCAUGGGGAAAGUGAGUGAAAGGGACGAGAGAGCGAGGAGAGAAUUAAACAUGUAACAGACGACGCAGAACAUACACAAUGGCAAGAAAGAGAGAGAGAGAGAGAGGGAGCGAGAGAGAGAGAGAGAGAAAGGGAAAGAAAGAAAGAAGUAGGGAGUGCAGUACGCGCGGCCGUUUGUCUCCAUUCUGUUCGUGAUUUGAUAUUUUUUUAUAAUUCCGAAGACGAGAGAGAACGAUUGGAGAGCAAGAGAGGGAGAGAGUAUAAAUGGAGCGUGUAUAGAGCGGACUGCUAUCUAAAAUAGUUCAGGCUAGAUGUCGAUGUUUGUAGCGGAUAAAGAACAAAAAAAACACAACACAGCAUAUUGUAAUUAAAAUUAAAAGUCAUUAAUAUCGA
Molecule: messenger RNA, 8158 nt
Organism: Megalopta genalis
Lineage: Eukaryota; Metazoa; Arthropoda; Insecta; Hymenoptera; Halictidae
Biological process (GO): proteasome-mediated ubiquitin-dependent protein catabolic process
Cellular component (GO): SCF ubiquitin ligase complex
Molecular function (GO): protein binding
Source: RefSeq, a predicted model, not a curated record